Messenger RNA from Mus musculus (house mouse), 9397 nucleotides. It is a transcript of the gene Pik3c2b, whose product is annotated as phosphatidylinositol-4-phosphate 3-kinase catalytic subunit type 2 beta. Gene Ontology annotation, cellular component: nucleus; cytoplasm; cytosol. Gene Ontology annotation, molecular function: kinase activity; 1-phosphatidylinositol-3-kinase activity; transferase activity. The coding region runs from base 1966 to 6864 and encodes 1632 amino acids. NCBI's taxonomy places the organism in Eukaryota, Metazoa, Chordata, Mammalia, Rodentia, Muridae. The transcript has 33 exons. Gene Ontology annotation, biological process: phosphatidylinositol phosphate biosynthetic process; phosphatidylinositol-mediated signaling. The record is from RefSeq and is a predicted model, not a curated record.
GUGGUGCCACAUAUAAGUGUGUAAGUUAAUAUAAAGAUUUUGGAGAUGCUCCAAAGAGACAAAUAGCAGGGAAAUUGAGCCCAGGCUCCUUCAUAGAGGGGGAGUGGGUGCUGGAGGAGUGGAGGAGCCACCUGAGUGGCAGCAUGUAAGAAAACCUAGAGGCCUAGAAAUGCUUAGUAAAUGUCAGGGCUUUUUUUUUUUUUUUCUAGAGACAGGGUUUCUCUGUGUAGCCCUGCCUGUCCUGGAACUCACUCUCAUCAGACUGGCCUCAAACUCAGCAAUCCAUCUGCCUCUGCCUCCCAAGUGCUGGGAUUAAAGGCGAGAGCCACCACUGCCUGCCAAAUGUCAAGGCUUAGAAGGACAUGAAAGAACUGGGCUAGGACUCUAAAUGGAAACCCUUGAGUACCUGAUAAAUAAGGGGAGAGACAAUUUUUUUAAUUAAAAAAAAAAUGACUUGUCUGUUUCUGCAUUUGUAUAUAUGUGCACAUGUGUGCAGAUGCCAGUGGAGGCCAGAAGGAGGCGCUGGAGCCCCCCAAGCUAGAGUUACAAGCAGGUGUUAGCUGUGGGUGCUGGAAGAGACUCUCCAGUCCCCUGUUUUCUUUAGUUAGUUAGCUAGCUAGCUAGUUUGUUUGUUGUGACAGGGUCUCAUAUACCAGACACCUUGAACUCACUAUGUGACUAAGGCUGGCCCAGAACUUGCAACCCUCUCGCCCUGAGCUCCUAAGCAAGCCCUUGGGCUGCAGGCAUGCACCACCUUGCCCUGCACUGGUUCAUUUGCUUUGUGGGAAGAGAUCUGAAAGUUGAACAUAGGAUGCUUGGUCUUUUUGGCUGGUUGGUUGGGUUUUGAGAGAUGGUCUAACAGAGUGUGCAGGCUGGCCGCAAACUCCUGUCCUCCUGCCUCUCCUUCUCCAGUGCUGAGAUUUACAAGUGUGUGCCAACAUGCCUGGUUAGGCCCUUUUUUGAGUGACCUGGCCAAGUGAAGUAUUCUAGGGGGGUAAAGGGAGAGCGUGGGGGGGAGGGUGUUCCAGAAUGACUGCCAACAUCAGUGUGAGCAUUUGGUCCAAUGCAAUGAACCUGGGUUUCCGUGUGAGCCUGGGCUUCUCCUGUCGGUUGGAGAAGAGGGGAGGAUGGUAAAUUUUGGGUUCACACGAGUUUCAGUUGAAUUCUUGAUCCUGUCGUUUCCUGGUUGUGUGACCUUGGGCAGGCUGCUUAAUCCCUUUCCUGUUUUAUAGUUUCCUCACCCGUAAAAUAAGUCUAAUAAUAUCCACAUUUAAGGGAUCAAUAAGACAACACCCAGCAUAAAAUCCCAGAGGAGUAAAAGACCAGUUUCCUUCUUUCUUCCACGGCCUCUGGACCCCUCCCCCAGCUGCUGACAAAACACACUGGCACUUGUAUGUCAUGGAGGUAUUUCCCUGGCUCUGUUGAGUUCCUUGCUCCUGUGUACCUGGCCUUCACUCACACCCUGGGUACAUGCACCCAAGCUGCAAGCUAUAUUAGCUCAGUAGAUCCCCGCUGAGAAAGUCCUGUGCCUGCUGCUUCUCUGGGGACCCUGUAUGAGGAUCCCAUUAAGAAGAUGCUUGUGAGUAUGCUCUGCUGAGCCAAGAGGACCCCCCUUUGGCUGAGGGCCCUUUUACUGAGUGCAGAUUUAGGCUCUUUCUCCCUGGGGACCUUAUGCAAAUUGGGGGAUAGCAGAUGGGAGGAAGGUGUCAAGCCUCAGCCCUAUGAAGUAGCACCAAACUGCCUGACACCUCCCUCCCACGCCCAUCAACAUCUUCUUUGAAAUUCUAUAUGACUUUACUGCAGAGACUUAAACGGUCUCUUGAACACCCGGUCAAGGUGGGGAUUCUGUUCAGUGGUCGCUGGGGCUCACCGAGCAGGUCCCAAGACAGCAUGUACCUGCCCUCCAGGCCUGACACUGGCAGGAAGUAGAAGGCUCUGUCAUCUCCUGUGCCCCCCGCCCUCAUCAUGUCUUCCACUCAGGGCAAUGGGGAGCACUGGAAGUCCCUGGAGUCGGUGGGCAUCAGCCGCAAAGAGCUGGCUAUGGCCGAAGCCCUGCAGAUGGAGUAUGACGCUCUUUCCCGGCUCCGACAUCACAAGGAGGAGAGCAGGGCCAAGCAGAACACAGAACCCUCUCUUAUCAGCUGGGAUGAGCCAGCCUUGGACUUCUACAGCAAGCCAGCAGGCAGGCGGACCGACCUCAAGCUCUUGCGUGGUCUUUCUGGCUCUGAUCCCACCCUAAAUUACAACUCCAUCUCCCCACCAGAGGGGCUCCCCAACUCUACCUCCCAGGAUCCACAGCCUGGCCCAGACCCCUGGCCCAAGGGCUCCCUGUCUGGAGACUAUCUCUAUAUUUUUGAUGGCUCAGAGGGGAGAUGCUCUUUGUCUCCAGGAUCAGGUGACACAGAUGGCUCUUGCAAGAAACUAUCCCCACCUCCUCUCCCUCCUCGUGUCUCUAUCUGGGAUGCCCCUCCCUUGCCUCCUAGAAAAGGAUCACCCUCACCCUCCAAGAUCUCUCAGCCUAAUGACAUCAACAGUUUCUCUUCGGCAGAACAGCCACCUGACAAACUGCUAGUGGCCCAGGACCCAGAAGAGGGAGAGCUGCCUGAUGGCAGGGGACAGGGACACACGCUGGGGUCUGUGGACUACGAUGGCAUCAAUGAUGCAAUUACCAGGCUCAACUUGAAGUCCACCUACGACUCAGAGAUAUCGUCUGAUGCUACCAGGGGCUGGAAGGAGGGCCGAGGGCCCCUGGACUUCAACAAGGACACCUCUGGGAAACCUGUGGCCCGGAGCAAGACGAUGCCCCCUCAGGUGCCCCCUCGAACCUAUACUUCUCGAUAUGCCAACCGAAAAAAUGCAACACCUGGCAAUAACCGACGGAUUUCUGCUGCUCCGGUGGGCUCUCGGCCCCACACUGUUGCCAAUGGCCACGAAUUGUUUGAGGUCUCAGAGGAGAGAGAUGAGGAAGUUGCUGCGUUCUGCCACAUGCUGGAUAUCCUUCGAACGGGCUCUGAUAUCCAGGACUAUUCCCUAACUGGGUGUGUCUGGAGCACUGUCACCCCAAGUCCAGAACACCUUGGGGAUGAGGUCAACCUGAAGGUGACAGUGUUGUGUGACAGUCUCCGGGAGCCACUCACCUUUACCUGCAACUGUUCCUCCACCGUGGACCUGCUCAUCCACCAGACCCUCUGCUACACUCACGAUGAGCUGAGGGAAGUGGACGUGGGCGACUUUGUGCUGAAGCCCUGUGGGCUGGAGGAGUUCUUGCAAAAUAAGCACGCCCUGGGAAGCCAUGAGUAUAUCCAAUAUUGCCGCAAGUUUGAUAUCAGCAUCCGGCUACAGCUGAUGGAGCAGAAGGCUAUCCGGAGCGACCUGGCCCGGACGGUGAAUGACGACCAGAGCCCUUCCACCUUGAACUACCUCAUCCAUCUCCAAGAGAGGCCAGUCAAGCAGACCAUCAGCAGGCAGGCCUUGAGUCUUCUGUUUGACACUUACCACAAUGAGGUGGACGCCUUCCUGCUGGCUGAUGGGGAUUUCCCACUGAAGGCUGACAGGGUGGUCCAGUCUGUCAAGGCCAUUUGCAAUGCUCUGGCUGCUGUGGAGACUCCCGAGAUCACGAGCGCUCUCAACCAGCUGCCUCCCUGCCCCUCGCGCAUGCAGCCAAAAAUCCAGAAGGAUCCCAGCGUGUUGAGUGUGAGGGAAAACCGAGAGAAGGUGGUAGAAGCCUUGACAGCGGCCAUCUUGGACUUGGUGGAGCUGUACUGCAGCACAUUCAAUGCAGACUUCCAGACGGCGGUGCCUGGGAGCCGAAAGCAUGAUUUGGUUCAAGAGGCCUGCCACUUCCCUGGGGCCCUGGCCUUCACUGUCUAUGGCACUCACCGUAUUCCCAUCAUCUGGGCUACCAGCUAUGAAGAUUUCUACCUCUCCUGCUCCCUCAGCCACGGUGGCAAGGAACUUUGCAGCCCCCUGCAGACCCGGCGGGCUCACUUCUCCAAGUACCUGUUCCACCUCAUCAUCUGGGACCAGCAGAUCUGCUUUCCAGUGCAGGUGAACAGGCUACCUCGGGAGACUCUGCUGUGUGCCACACUCUAUGCCCUGCCCGUUCCCCCUCCUGGGGGUUCCUCUGAAGCGAAUAAGCAGAAGCGGGUGCCUGAAGCUCUGGGUUGGGUCACUACCCCUCUCUUCAACUUCAGGCAAGUCUUGACCUGUGGUCGAAAGCUCCUGGGCUUGUGGCCAGCGACACAGGAAAACUCCGGUGCCCGCUGGAGUGCGCCUAAUUUCCACCAGCCAGACAGUGUUAUCCUGCAGAUUGACUUCCCCAGCUCGGCCUUUGACAUCAAGUUCACCAGCCCCCCUGGAGACAAGUUCAGCCCCCGCUAUGAGUUUGGCAGUCUCCGGGAGGAGGACCAGCGCAAACUUAAAGACAUUACGCAGAAGGAGUCCCUAUACUGGCUCACGGAUGCUGACAAGAAGCAGCUGUGGGAGAAACGCUAUUACUGCCACACUGAGGUGAGCUCACUCCCCCUGGUUCUCGCCAGUGCACCCAGCUGGGAGUGGGCUUGCCUGCCGGACAUCUAUGCUCUCCUGCAACAGUGGACUCACAUGAACCACCAAGAUGCCCUGGGACUCCUGCAUGCCACCUUCCCGGACCAGGAGGUGCGGCGGAUGGCCGUGCAGUGGAUCGGCUCCCUCUCAGAUGCGGAGCUGCUGGACUACCUGCCCCAGCUAGUCCAGGCCCUGAAGUAUGAGUGCUACCUGGAUAGCCCCUUGGUGCGCUUUCUCCUGAAACGAGCCAUCUCUGACCUGCGAGUGACCCACUACUUCUUCUGGUUACUGAAGGACAGCCUCAAGGACUCUCAGUUCAGUAUCCGCUACCAAUACCUGCUAGCAGCCCUGCUGUGCUGCUGUGGCAAGGGACUGAGGGAGGAGUUUAACCGCCAGUGCUGGCUUGUCAACACCCUGGCCAAACUGGCCCAGCAGGUCCGAGAGGCCACCCCAUCCGCCCGCCAGGGCAUCCUUCGUGUGGGCUUGGAGGAGGUGAAGCAGUUCUUUGCCCUCAAUGGUUCGUGCCGUCUGCCGCUCAGUCCCAGUCUCCUGGUGAAGGGCAUCGUGCCCAGGGACUGCUCCUACUUCAAUUCCAACGCAGUGCCCCUGAAGCUUGCCUUCCAAAAUGUGGAUCCGCUGGGCGAGAACAUCAGAGUCAUCUUUAAGUGUGGGGAUGAUCUUCGUCAGGACAUGCUCACCCUGCAGAUGAUUCGCAUCAUGAGCAAGAUCUGGGUACAGGAGGGGCUGGACAUGCGCAUGGUCAUCUUCCGCUGCUUCUCCACUGGCCGAGGAAAAGGGAUGGUAGAGAUGAUACCCAAUGCAGAGACACUGCGCAAGAUCCAGGUGGAACAUGGGGUGACUGGCUCCUUCAAGGACCGUCCCCUGGCCGACUGGCUACAAAAACACAACCCUGGGGAGGAUGAAUAUGAAAAGGCUGUGGAGAACUUCAUCUACUCUUGUGCUGGCUGCUGUGUAGCUACAUACAUCUUGGGCAUCUGUGACAGACACAAUGACAACAUCAUGCUAAAGACCACGGGCCACAUGUUCCAUAUAGAUUUCGGCCGCUUCCUGGGUCACGCACAGAUGUUUGGUAACAUCAAGAGGGACCGUGCCCCGUUUGUCUUCACCUCAGACAUGGCGUAUGUCAUCAAUGGGGGUGACAAGCCUUCCAGCCGCUUCCAUGAUUUUGUUGACCUUUGCUGCCAAGCCUACAACCUCAUUCGCAAGCACACCCACCUCUUCCUCAACCUUCUGGGCCUGAUGCUGUCCUGUGGAAUCCCCGAGCUCUCAGACCUGGAGGACCUCAAGUAUGUGUAUGAUGCCCUGAGACCUCAGGACACAGAGGCCAAUGCCACCACCUACUUCACAAGGUUGAUUGAGUCCAGCCUGGGCAGCGUAGCCACGAAACUCAACUUUUUCAUCCAUAACCUGGCUCAGAUGAAGUUCACAGGCUCAGAUGACCGGCUGACCCUCUCCUUCGCUCCCCGGACACACACUCUCAAGAGCUCUGGCCGCAUCCGAGAUGUCUUCCUCUGCCGACAUGAGAAGAUCUUCCACCCCAGCAAGGGCUAUGUAUAUGUGGUGAAGGUGAUGCGAGAGAAUGCUCACGAGGCGACAUACAUCCAGAGGACAUUCGAGGAGUUCCAGGAACUGCACAAUAAGCUGCGCCUGCUCUUCCCUUCUUCCUUCCUGCCCAGCUUCCCUAGCCGGUUUGUGAUUGGCCGCUCCCGGGGAGAGGCAGUGGCUGAGAGGAGGAAGGAGGAGUUAAAUGGCUACAUCUGGCACCUGAUUCAUGCAGCCCCUGAGGUGGCUGAGUGUGAUCUGGUGUAUACUUUCUUCCACCCCCUGCCCCGAGAUGAGAAGGCUUCAGGCCCCAGCCCAGCUCCGAAGUCCUCAGAUGGGACGUGGGCCCGGCCGGUUGGGAAGGUCGGUGGGGAGGUGAAGCUGUCUAUCUCCUACAAAAACAACAAACUCUUCAUCAUGGUGAUGCAUAUUCGGGGCUUGCAACCGCUCCAGGAUGGCAAUGACCCUGACCCCUAUGUAAAGAUUUACCUCCUUCCUGACCCUCAGAAAACCACAAAGAGGAAAACCAAGGUGGCCCGGAAAACCUGCAACCCUACCUACAAUGAGAUGCUGGUAUAUGAUGGGAUCCCCAAGGGAGACCUGCAGCAGCGGGAGCUACAGUUGAGUGUGCUGAGUGAGCAAGGAUUUUGGGAGAAUCUGCUUCUCGGGGAGGUGCACAUCCGCCUUCGGGAGCUGGACCUGGCCCAGGAGAAGACCGGCUGGUUUGGACUGGGUUCUCGAGGUCAUGGAACCUAAUGAACCCACUCCUGGCCCAGACCUGCGGCUGCGGCCCAGAGCUGGAAGAGAAGCCUCUACCCCACCUAACUCCUUUGCUAGGAAGGAGCAGAACCCUCGGUGGCCUUCCCCACGCACGGUCCAUGUGGACCUGACCUCCGUGAGGGGGCUGGAAGAGUCAAGCGCUAUCCACUGCCCCUUCCUCCGCAGGCUGCACUGGGGUGGGUUGUGCUGAACAGCCCCCCUCUCCUGCCCCCAGAAGCUGUGGGCUUGCAGCAGAGUUUUAUGUUUACCUUGUGUCAAGGGAGCAAUGCCUGCUUUGGGGUAUGUGGAGUGCGGGCUAUAUGAAGUAGCACUUAGAAAGGGAGGGUGGGUGGAUAUUUUAUUUUUAUUUUUAAAAAAUGAAAUAGUAAUGUUGUCCUAACUGGGACAGGAAGCUUUGUGUGAGAGGGGCCUGCCAUGCCUGGGAAGGCAAAAGAGAAAGACUAUUUGGUUUUUGGGUUUUGUUUUUUUUGUUUUGGUUUGGUUUGGUUUGGUUUUUUGUAUGAUGAGAGUUCUUAUUGGACUUUUUCUCCAGGAUUUUUGGGGGUUUGUUUUCUAGCUAUAGGAAAUAUCGGGGAGGGCCCCGGUGGGUCCUCAAUAAAGCCCUCCCUCUCUCGGGCAUACUGGGGAGGGGUGGGGAGGACUAACUGACAGCCGGACUGACGCCCACUCUGGGCCAUCUGAUUUUGCCUCCAAAGGAGGGCAUCGUGAAAACUACAUGUGUAAGGAAGGGCCUUCCAUUGUAGAGUUCCGCCAAGGACCUAGAUUCAGGGACCUGUGCUCUUUAGGGCAAAGUGUUUCCUCUCCUCUUCCCCCUCUGCUUGGACUCAGCUCAGGCGCCUUCCUGUCCCCUCUACCCCUGUGUUCUCUCGGCCCGCUAUGGGUCACCCCGUCCUGGAGAAUGCACUGGGGUGCUUCUGUGCCCCAUCUUGUUUGAUGGGAUAAAAUGCUGCUACCCCUCAGCUCUAGCCACGCCUGUAGGGCAGGCACGUCGUGCCAUUUGCUGCAGCUUCUGGGAAAUGUCCCCUGAGACCGUCUACUACUUUCUCUUCAAACCCUGUUUCUGUCACACUUUAAAAAGAGCUUCAUUCUGUAGGGUCACAAAGCUGUAUAGGGCAUAGACAAAGAGAUGCCCAACCCAUAGCAGAGUGGGCUGGAGUGAGCCCUGGUCAAUGCAGUUGUUUCUUCUGGAUAUUUUCCUGGCUGGAUUGGAGCAGCUUCCUCUUUGGAAAACAAACAAAAGAUUAUUUCAACCUCUUUCUUUCUUUCUUUCUUUCUUUCUUUCUUUCUUUCUUUCUUUCUUUCUUUCUUUCUUUCUUUCUUUCUUCCUUCCUUCCUUCCUUCCUUCCUUCCUUCCUUCCUUCCUUCCUUCCUUCCCUCCUUCCUUCCCUCAAGACAGGGUUUCUCUGUGUAGCCCUGGCUGCCUUGGAACAUAGAGGUCCAUCUGCCUCUGCCUCCCAAGUGUUGGGAUUAAAGACAUUUGCCGCCACCAUCUCCUGGCUUAUUUGGCUUCCUUAUGUGGUGCUAGGGAUCAAACCCAGGACCCUUUGAGUGCCAGGCAAGCCCUGCACCGCACCACCAAGCUUCGUCUCCAGUCCACCUUGCGUUCUUCCUUUCUCACCCUUCUCUCUCUUGGGUUUCCAAAGAGUUGUCUCGUCUUAAAGGUAACAGCUAGGGACUCUGUUUAACUUUUUAUGUUUUUUUUUUUAAGACAGUGUCUCACUAUGUAGAGCAGGCUGGCCUUGAACUCAUAGAACUCUGCCUGCCUCUGCCUCUAUACGGGAACUAACUUUUAAAUGAAGAGUUAGCAAGGACAAGGCAAAUAGUUUCUCUGUGACCCCAUUUCUGGAGAGAGAAAAGCUCCAUUGAAGCCACAUGGAAACAAGAAAGGUGUUUGUUUUGUUGUUGUUUAUUUUGCUUCUGGUUUUUAAUUUUUUUUUUUUUUUUUUUUUAUGAGAGAGGGUAUCAUAUAGCCCAGGUUGGCCUCAAACUCCUAUGUAGAUAAGGAUAGUCUUAAGCUCCUGACCUACUUGCCUUUCCAACUCACAGGUGCUAAGAUUACAGACAUGAGCUGCCCCAUCCAUUUUCUCCUUAAUUUAAAAUGACAGGCCAGUGAGGUGGCUCAGGACUUGCCUGGUCAACUUAAGUUUGAUCACUGAGACCUUUAAGGUGGCGGGAGGCAACCAACUCCUACAAGUUAGUUUUUUUUUUUUUUUUGUCCUUCAUAUGCACUACACAACAUGUGCACACACAUACACACAGAUAACAUAAUUUUAAAAUGCCAAGGAUAAAGCAGCCUGAUGAAGGCAGGAGAGUAGAGCGGGAAAGCAAUGGAACCUUCCAGAUGUUUGGACCAUAGACGAGCUGCUGGCUUUUUGCCUGCAGCUCAUUUUCUUUUGACCCUUUAUGUCUGACUUAAAGAGGUCUAUGUACUGUACCCACUUCCCACACUCCUUUAUCUUCUACUUUCUCUGGAAUUGUAUUUUUUAAUAAACGACAUUUGAGAAACAAA